This is a messenger RNA of Seminavis robusta, 612 nucleotides long. The record is from the annotation of a GenBank genome assembly. Lineage: Eukaryota; Bacillariophyta; Bacillariophyceae; Naviculales; Naviculaceae.
AUGAAUGCCACACUUGCAGUGACAUUGAAUUCAGUGUCGGGGCUCAGCAACCUCACUUUUGACAGCAUCACCGAAAUUGCUUCGCCCAGAUACAACAUCAAGAAAGGCAAGGUAACUUGGAAGGGUGGAAAUUGGAAUAUCAAUGGGCAGUUGGAUCGAGCUGAGGUGGACAUGUCGUACACCCUCACCUCGUCUGCCUGUGGUCAGAACGUUUCUGAAACCAAAGCUGGCAUCAUGGAGGUCGAGGGCAUUUCGGCGUUGUUUGACGUUGACAUUAAUGGUUUGACACGUUUCUCCGGGCUGAACAAGAUCACGGCCUACACUGUCAAAGACUUGGACUUUGAAGUUGCCAAUGCCACUGUCAGCGGAGAAACGUCUGUUGCCACAGCCUUUGGAGAAGUUGAUGUCAGCGAUUCCAUCUUGACCUUUUUGGAUGAGCAGUUGGAAGGGACGGUCUUGACAAUUGCUUUGGCUCUGAUCAACGGGUACUCAGAUGCCUUCCUGCCCUUGCAGAUUCAGGCUGAUGCAUUGAAAGCAGAUGAUGAGAAGGAAAAGCCAAAUCAAAAGGGAAAGAGAAAGCAAACGAAAAAGGGAAAGAAACAGCAAAACUAG